AUGGGUUCUGCCCCCUUGGCCGUGGGAGCACCUUGUUUGUCUGUCGCGAAUCUCACGGCAUGGUGCUCCGGGUUGAAGGGAUGUGCGUCAACACGUGACGUCCUUCUUUUGGAUGCGGUGCGGUUGUGUGCGAGCGUGCCAGCACGGUCUACCGUGCAUCGAGAUGAUGCUGAGGUUCGGGUAGAAGAUGGCUUAAAUGUUGCGCUUGUUUUGCGUUCGACUCCUAAUCAAACGAUUGUGGCUGAGAGAGGAACUGAUCUCGGCCGCGGUGCUCCGGUGCGUUGCUCAGAGAGUGACGAUCGUAUGAUAUAUGGGGUGAGUGAGGCGAUAACAGGGAUGGUGCUCCGGCGCCUUGAAAAUCAGGGGUCGAGUCCUGGAGGGACAUUCGAGGCUGACAAGACCUGUGCGGUGGAGUCUAACUGGGGCAAGUGGGUAGUCAAAUCGGCAUUUGGGAUCGUGAAGUAUAGCGGUUUGGGGUUGAGAAGCAUGGUGGUGUGA
Prunus armeniaca (apricot) is the source of this 498-nucleotide messenger RNA. The record is from the annotation of a GenBank genome assembly. Lineage: Eukaryota; Viridiplantae; Streptophyta; Magnoliopsida; Rosales; Rosaceae.